UUUUAUUCAAACUAUAAAUAUUGUAGUAUUCCACUCCGCUCUUCAGUUUCGCCUUAAUUCCGGAAUAAAGCUCUUCGUUCUGCCUUCAGGUCUCGCUGCUAACAUAUAUCUGGAGAAUAAUGGCUGUUUCUGUUAAAUUGAUGUCUCUUAUUGUUGGAACUUUGGGUGUGAUAUCCUUUAUAUUUGGAAUCGUUGCCGAAAACAAGAAGCCUGCAUCUGGAACUCUCAUCCCAGGCAAAGGCCUUGUUAUCUGUAAAUAUCCUGGCGACCCGACGGUUGCCUUGGGAUUUCUAUCUUUUCUGUUUCUUCUUGCUUCUUCCAUUGCGGGAUACACCUCUCUGUUCUAUCCUUACCAAGGAAAAUCGGUUCCUCGAGGAGCGAUGUUUAAGAACGGUAGUUUCUCUGUGUUCUUCAACGUUGCUCAAUUCACAACUGGAUUAGCUAUUGCUUUGCUGGUAUGGCCCACGGUCACAGAGCAACUUCACUUGAUGCAUAACAUUCAUCACAAUGAUGUGACAAAGUGCCCGACCGCUAAGACCGGUCUUCUAGGUGGCGGUGCAUUUCUAUCCCUGGAUUCAUGCCUCUUCUGGCUGGUUGCUCUGAUGUUGGCUGGAAAUGCACGAGAGGACUACUUUAAUGAAAUAGAAGAAAAAGAAAGCAAUGCUCAAGCUCUCAAGAGCAGUGCAUGAACCUCUUCUCUGUUUGGUGAGAAUAAUAAAUUUUGUCUCUUUACUAUGGGUUUUUAGUUGUUAUUAGGCAGGGAUUUAUCCGUGAGUAUGGUAAUUCUUCUUUGGAAUUUUACUGUUAAGCUGCAGGCUCUUAAUCCAUCCUAGUGGUGCACUUAGGUCAACCUUAGUUACAAUUCUAGUGCUCAACUUUCUCAGCUUAGUUAGGCUUGGUCUCGGCAUUUUUCCGUCUUUUUUCAACCGGAUGAAGCGGAUAUUCGAACAUUCGACUUUUAGAUACAUAUAUAUAGUGUCUUAGGACAUGUUUGAUGGGUAGUUUGAAUUCGAUCUUGUAUUUACAAAUUCACUUAGAUCGGUGAAUAUACUUUGUAGAUGUGUUGUUUUAAAUUAUUUUUCGAAUUUUGUGA
Cucurbita maxima (winter squash) is the source of this 1093-nucleotide messenger RNA. RefSeq lists its product as uncharacterized. Lineage: Eukaryota; Viridiplantae; Streptophyta; Magnoliopsida; Cucurbitales; Cucurbitaceae. The transcript has 4 exons. Bases 120 to 689 code for a protein of 189 amino acids. The record is from RefSeq and is a predicted model, not a curated record.